UCCUUGCUUUAGCACAUGGGGCUGGACGGCCCAGCCUGCAGAUGGGCAUGCCAGCGUUUGGGGCUCCUGGGCUACGAGUAACUCUUUGAGUUACUUCCAGCUUGUACUGACAGUAGGACAGGUCCUACCUGCCGUGUGCUGGCGAGUAACCGCACUAAGGAUGCCGUCCGCUAUCCUGUAUCCCCACUGCGGCUGAUGCGGCCGGACCGGGCUAGCGGGUUCCGAGUCGCGGCAAGGUUGUCCGCUGCCUCCAGGCGGCCAGGCUGGGCACCGCGCUCCGCAGACUCGACGGGCGUCCCAGCCUAGCGCCAGCCCCUUCGCCGGGCCCCCGCCUUGUUCGGGGCAAGGGGCCCGGCCCUGGCGCCCGGCUCGGCAGGCCGCAGCGAGGGCCGGGAACAGCCGCGGGGCCCGGGGACGGGCGCCCCGGGGCCGCGACGGGGCCGGGCGGCGGCGGUCAAGCGGGGCGGGAAGCCCCACAGUCGGUUCCUUCUUUGCCCGGCGUGUGAUUGGCGGCGGCUCCGGAGCUGCCUACCUCCGACCAUGGAGCCUUCCCUCCGGCCCCCGGCCCGCUCCCCUUCCUGCUGAGGAAAACACCUGUCCGAAGACGGAGCCGCUGCCGCGCUGGUGCGAUUUCUUCUGGCAUGGAGUUGGGGGAUUAUGAACAGCCCGUUGUUAUGAGAGAGGAAAACAAACGAAGGAGAAGAAGAAUGAAACCUCAUUGUACAUCAAGUAAUUUAUCAUCAAUGGAACUGAUAUCCAUCGAGUUCAUUUUACCUACAAGCAAUAAACAUACUAAAGUACCGGAAAUUAUAUUACUCGAAAUAGCUGGCAACUGUACAGUUGAGCAAAUGAAAGCACAGGUUUGGAUGCGUGCAAUAGAGAUGAGUCAAGCCACAGACUUCUACCAUGCAUUCACCCCAGAUCAAUUUAUUCUGCAGUAUCAGAAGAAAGGACAAUGGUAUGAAAUUUAUGAUAAACAUCAAUUGUUACAGACAUUGGACUGCAUACUAUACUGGAAAGUGUUACAGAAAAAGGUAGGCAAGAUCUAUGUUGUCCAGAAACAAAAGCCAUCAGAAGAAGUCCAGGAAUUUCAGCAGCAACUUAAUGAUUUAAUUGGCUAUGAUGUCACUGAUGUAAGCAAUGUGCAUGAUGAUGAGCUAGAAUUUACCCGUCGCAGAUUAGUCACUCCACGAAUGAUAGAGGUAGCCUGUAGAGAUCCUAAAUUGUAUGCUAUGCAUCCAUGGACUACAUCUAAACCACUCCCAGAAUAUUUGUUUAAAAAAAUCACUAAUAAUAACAUUUUCAUAAUCAUACAUAGGGGAACAACUAGCCAAAAAAUUAAAGUGUCAAUAGAUGACACUCCAGAUAUGAUUCUCCAGAGCUUUUUCACAAAAAUGGCAAAGAAGAAGUCUUUGAUGGACAUUCCUGAAGAUCAUAGUGAAAUGGAUUUCGUUCUCAGGAUUUGUGGCAGAGAUGAGUACAUUACUGGAGAAACACGAAUCAAAGAUUUUCAGUGGAUAAGACAAUGCCUUAAGAAUGGGGAAGAAAUCCACCUUGUCUUAGACAAUCCCCCUGACCCAAACGAGGAUGAGGUUCAGAAGGAAGAGUGGCCCUUGGUGGAUGACUGUACAGGAGUUACUGGGUAUCAUGAACAACUGACAAUAGAUGGAAAAGAUCAUGAGAGAGUCUUCACUAUCUCUUUGUGGGAUUGUAAUAGGAAGUUUAGGGUGAAAAUAAUUGGUAUUGAUAUCCCAGUUUUACCAAGAAAUACUGAUCUCACGGUGUUUGUGGAGGCUAACAUUCAACACGGGCAACAGCUUCUGUCACAGAGGAGGACUUCAUCAAAGCCUUUUACUGAGGAGGUUGUGUGGAACAUUUGGUUGGAGUUUGAUAUCAAAAUAAAGGAUUUGCCUAAAGGAGCACUCCUCAAUCUUCAAAUAUAUUGUGGCAAAGCACAGGGACUGUCCACAAAGACAAACCUUCAGUCACAUGAAUCUCCCAACUCUGAUUCAAAAUGCAAAACUCAGCUUCUUUAUUAUGUAAAUAUUUUGUUGAUAGAUCACCGCUUCCUGCUACGAAGUGGGGAGUAUGUGCUCCAUAUGUGGAAAAUUCCAGGCAAAGGGGAAGAACAAGGAAGUAUCAAUGCAGACAAACUCACAUCAGCAACUAACCCAGAUAAAGAAAACUCCAUGGCUAUCUCCAUUGUGCUGGACAAAUAUUGUCACCCAGUUGCCUUGCCCAAGCACAGAAUAACAUCAGACUCUCAAGGGGAGAGGACACGAGCAGAAAUGCCCAACCAGCUUCGCAAGCAACUUGAGGAGAUCAUAACAACUGACCCACUUAAUCCACUUUCUCCUGAAGACAAAGAACUGUUGUGGCACUUUAGAUAUGAAAGCAUAAAGCACCCCAAGGCAUAUCCUAAGCUGCUUAGCUCUGUGAAAUGGGGACAGCAAGAAGUAGUCUCCAAAACAUACCAGUUGCUAGCUAAAAAGGAAGUUUGGGAUCAAAGCACUUUAGAUGUUGGACUCACAAUGCAACUUCUGGACUGUAACUUUUCAGAUGAAAAUGUCAGAGCAAUGGCAGUUCAAAAACUGGAAAGUUUAGAAGAUGAUGAUGUUCUUCAUUAUCUUUUACAGCUUGUGCAGGCUGUGAAAUUUGAGCCUUAUCAUGACAGUGCAUUAGCCAGAUUUCUGCUAAAACGUGGUUUGAGAAACAAAAGAAUUGGUCACUUCUUAUUUUGGUUCUUAAGAAGUGAGAUUGCCCAGUCCAUGCAUUACCAGCAGAGGUUUGCAGUCAUCCUAGAAGCCUAUCUUAGGGGCUGUGGAAAAGCAAUGCUACAUGAUUUCAUGAAGCAGGUUCAAGUAAUUGAAUUGCUGCAUAAAGUCACAAUGGAGAUAAAAUCAGUUUCUGCAGAGAAGUAUGAUGUCACCUGUCAAGUUAUUGCACAGCUGAGGCAAAAGCUUGAAAAACUGCAGAGCAGCAAACUUCCAGAAAGUUUUAGAGUUCCAUAUGAUCCUGGGCUAAGAGCGGGAGCCCUAGUGAUAGAAAAAUGUAAAGUAAUGGCAUCCAAGAAGAAGCCCCUCUGGCUUGAGUUUAAAUGUGCAGAUCCAACAGCUCUAUCAAACGAAACCAUAGGAAUAAUCUUCAAACAUGGAGAUGACCUCCGUCAGGACAUGCUUAUUUUACAGAUUCUUCGAAUUAUGGAAUCCAUUUGGGAAGCAGAAUCCUUGGACCUCUGUUUGUUACCCUACGGUUGUAUUUCUACAGGGAACAAAAUAGGAAUGAUAGAAAUUGUGAAAGAUGCUACAACAAUUGCCAAAAUUCAACAGAGUACAGUUGGCAAUACUGGUGCAUUUAAGGAUGAAAUACUAAACCAGUGGCUCAAGGAGAAAUGCAUGAUUGAAGAGAAGUUUCAGGCAGCUGUGGAAAGGUUUGUUUAUUCUUGUGCUGGAUACUGUGUGGCAACCUUUGUACUUGGAAUAGGAGACAGGCACAAUGACAACAUUAUGAUUACAGAAACAGGUAACCUUUUCCAUAUUGAUUUUGGCCAUAUUCUUGGCAAUUAUAAAAGCUUCCUUGGAAUUAAUAAGGAAAGAGUUCCAUUUGUGCUGACUCCAGAUUUUCUGUUUGUCAUGGGGACUUCUGGAAAGAAGACAAGUGUCCAUUUCCAUAAAUUUCAGGAUGUAUGUGUGAAGGCUUAUUUAGCUCUUCGACAUCACACAAACCUGCUGAUCAUUCUAUUCUCCAUGAUGCUAAUGACUGGAAUGCCCCAAUUAACCAGCAAAGAAGACAUUGAAUACAUCCGGGAUGCACUGACAGUAGGGAAAAGUGAAGAAGAUGCCAAAAAGCAUUUCCUUGAUCAGAUAGAGGUUUGCAGAGAUAAGGGCUGGACUGUGCAAUUUAACUGGUUCUUACAUCUUGUGCUUGGAAUCAAACAAGGAGUAGAAAAGCAUUCUGCUUAACAUUUUGUGUAAAUCAACUGUGGGUGUGAAUAGGAGGUUAAUGACUCUACAUGUAAUUUAUGAAUGCCAAAUAAAUGAGCAGUCAAAAUUCAUUUACUUUGCUGGCAGCUUAAAUGGAUCUUCUAAAAAGGCAGGGACUUCUGCUCUGCCCCUCCAGAAGAUCUUCCUGUACUUGGGUAUUUCAAUUUUCUUUAUUAACAUCUAAUGACAGUUGAAGUUGCUGGAUGCUUUUAACUGGUUGCUUUGCUCAUGUACCUGGCAUUUUUCUUGUUUUCUUUAGAAACAAUUUCAGCUAAAUAUGAAGGAGGACCUUGAGUAUGAUGAUAACCUACAAAUGCAAAUAUAAAUCCCUUAUGACAUUACCUUAAUUGUCAUGAGGCCCUUCAAAAAAAAAAAAAAGGGCAGAAGAAUCCGUUUUAAAAACCUAUGGUUGAACUGAAAUCUCUUUAGGCAAUUCACUUCUUUCUCAGCAUAGCUUACGCUCGAGUGUUUUUCAUCCACAUCCUUCUCUUUUGCCCCUUCCUUAACACUUUGUCCUUCUUGGAUUUUUAAUACGUUGUCAGUAGAAAACAGCUUUGGAUGUUUACCAGUUUAUCCCCUAGAGGGAAUUACUUUAGCCUCCUGAUAUAGACAACUGAUUUUGAUUGUCCUACCAGGAGAAUUUCAUAGUUCCCUGGAAGUUCCUCAGGUUUGAGCCUGAAAU
This is a messenger RNA of Dryobates pubescens (Downy woodpecker), 4665 nucleotides long. It is a transcript of the gene PIK3CG, whose product is annotated as phosphatidylinositol-4,5-bisphosphate 3-kinase catalytic subunit gamma. Gene Ontology annotation, molecular function: 1-phosphatidylinositol-3-kinase activity; 1-phosphatidylinositol-4-phosphate 3-kinase activity. NCBI's taxonomy places the organism in Eukaryota, Metazoa, Chordata, Aves, Piciformes, Picidae. The coding region runs from base 642 to 3962 and encodes 1106 amino acids. Gene Ontology annotation, cellular component: plasma membrane; phosphatidylinositol 3-kinase complex, class IA; phosphatidylinositol 3-kinase complex, class IB. The record is from RefSeq and is a predicted model, not a curated record. Gene Ontology annotation, biological process: phosphatidylinositol-3-phosphate biosynthetic process; phosphatidylinositol-mediated signaling; cell migration. The transcript has 11 exons.